Prunus armeniaca (apricot) is the source of this 336-nucleotide messenger RNA. The record is from the annotation of a GenBank genome assembly. Lineage: Eukaryota; Viridiplantae; Streptophyta; Magnoliopsida; Rosales; Rosaceae.
AUGAUGAAACGCAUGGCCGAAUUGGAGGAGAAAGUGAAUGCUCUCAGCUCAAAACCCACAGUCAUGCCACCCGAGAAAGAGGACCUGCUGAAUGUUGCUCUCAACCGAGUCAAUGCCUUGGAACAAGAACUGUCAGCAACCAAGAAGGCACUUGAGGACACCCUUGUUCGACAGGACGAGCUUAUAGCCUUGCUUGAGAAGAAGAAUAAGAAAAAGAAGAAGAGAAGCAAAACCCUUUCAAAUGGUAAGGUGAUAGCUCCGGUGAUUCGAUUGGAUGCCCUGGAUGAACCACUGAACAUUCAGUGUCAGCUGCUGGUGGCGACGUUUCGAUUGUGA